GAAAGAAGUAUUACAUAGUUAUGUAGUGGCUGAAUAACAUCAGUAUAUGUUGUAAUUAGAACCAUGUCUAUUAGUACAGUUGCAGGUCGCUUAAUGUAACUUGUUUUCGAUGUGGCACAUCGGCAAAAGACAGAGUCCCGUAUUGGUCAAAUUUUCUCGUUGUUGGUCUCAAAACAGUAAUAGGUGUUUGCGCGGUUCUUGCAAUGUUAUCUUCCUAAAUUAAUUGUGUUGCCUAAAUAUUCUGCACUUGUCACACGUUAGUCAAUCCCCAUAUAAUUGAGUUGUAGUUUCAUAAAUAGGCCUACUGCUGUCAUGUUUCCCCGCUGUCUAAAUAACCCUCGAAUUCUAUCCAGGGGGCCCAUAGUAAUACAUUAGUAAUACAAUUAAGUGAUACAAUUUCAAUGAGAGGCAGUACAUUGUUUGUUUGUAAAUAAUAUAUGCUCAGUUCUUCUGUUUUAUUAAUGUUUUCUAGUUGUUUUGAUGGUCACUUCCCUGGGUCACCUGAAGACUGCUCUUAAAAGCAUGGAAACGUUGUCCAGUCACAGUGCUUACCUUCUCCAGCAGUUACAGGAGCAGAGGAUACAGGGGCUUCUCUGUGACUGCAUGCUAGUAGUCAAAGGAGUAUGCUUCAAAGCCCACAAAAAUGUACUUGCUGCAUUUAGUUCCUAUUUCAGGUCUUUGUUCCAAAAUUCGCCAAGUCAAAAAAAUGACGUUUUUCAACUGGUCAUUCAGGACGUGGGAGGUAUAGGCCAGAUACUGGACUACAUGUACACGUCCCAUCUAGAUGUCAACCAGGACAAUGUACAAGCACUGUUGGACAUCGCCCAGUGCUUACAGGUCCCAAAUGUACAGAGCAUGUGCAACACUUUCCUGAAACCCAGCGCUCCUGCCGUGGAGGCCCCUUCUUUCUCAUUGUCUGGUGUCUUGACCUCGGAACACGACUACCUCCUCGGGACAGGCCUUGCCCAAGACGUGGACCUUCCUUGCCCUUCUUCGGUAGGCCAGAGGUCUGCCUUUGGCAGUGGGGCACCAAUGUCCCAUGGUGGGAACGCUACCUCUGAGACUACAGCCAUUACCCAGCCAGUCCCAGAGAAGCAGCUAGUACACGGCUACAAGCUACGCAACUUCUACAGCAAGCAGUACUUCAAGCAGAGUGCUGCUGCUGAGACUAGCAAUGCAGCAUUAAACCAAGGCCCAAGCCCCCUGGUGCUGGUUGAAGAGCAGCAGUUCCAAUUUGGGGUCACACAACCAUGCGCGAAUGCCCCUGUAUGUUCAGGCAAUGCGAUUCAGUCAAACCCACCCUGUCUGCAGGCUAUACCAGCUGAGAAGGAGUUUGGUUCAACGUUGCCUGCUGAAGACUUGUCAACCACAGCCAACCCAGGAGGAAAAAUCUCCCCUGUCAACAAGCCCAUGCGGCCAAAGAAAGCCGUCUACCUGAAGAAAUACAACUACCUGCGCCCUCAGAAGGCUCUAGAAGAGAUGUGCCUGGAGCAGAGCAGCGAACCAGUCAACCACUGCACAAAGGAGACUCACCAAGAGGAGGUAGUGGUCCAGAGUGAGAUACCUGAAGCUCCCGUAGACUGCCUACCUCCCAUAGACUGCCUGGCCAGAGACAGGGAAGUGGUGUUGGAGACCGCAAUGGAUUCUCAACUUCCAAGUCCACCUCCUGUUGACCAAGAGGAGGAACCGGACCCACCAACCAUCAGUGAUCCAACAGAACCAACUGGGCAUAAGGUGCAGUACUGCUGUGAGAUGUGCGGGAAGACUUUUAAACACCCAAGCAACCUGGAACUUCACAAGCGCUCACACACUGGGGAGAAACCAUUCCAGUGUAAUGUUUGUAGGAAAAACUUUUCACAGGCAGGUAAUUUGCAGACCCAUUUACGACGCCAUUCUGGAGAAAAACCUUACAUUUGUGAACUCUGUGGGAAAAGCUUUGCUGCCUCGGGGGAUGUUCAGCGUCACAUUGUGAUCCACACGGGAGAGCGGCCACACCUGUGUGACAUAUGUGGACGCGGUUUCAGCAACAUCAGCAACCUGAAGGAGCACAAGAAGACUCACACUACAGACAGAGAGUUCACCUGUGACCAGUGUGGCAAGUCCUUCAACAUGCACAGGAAACUGCUGAAGCACAAGAUCAGACACUCCGGGGAGAAACCGCACACCUGCCAGACUUGUGGGAAGAGCUUUGCUGGGUCGGGCGACCUGCGUCGCCAUGUGAGAACGCACACGGGGGAGAGACCCUACCUCUGCAACACCUGCGGCAAGAGCUUCACCCGCUCGGCUGUCCUGAGGAGACACUGCAGCAUGCACUGCAAGGCCACGCCUGACGACUCCAGCCCUGACGUAGAGGACCCAGAGCAGCCUGGCAGUAGCAGUACUGAUGGAGGAGGAGGAGGAGGCCCAUUCCACAAGACUGUCAGCCACAGUAAAGCACCUGAGCCCAGGCAACCACCACCAACCUCCAAUACUGUGAUGGAGCUCGAUAAGCCUUCGCCCCCACCAGCACAUACAGAAGCCCCAUUGACUAGCAUCCACCUCAGCCCGUCUACCUCAACGUCCUUCCCCGAGCUGCGCUCCAUCGUGCCCCAGCACCUCGCCAUCGUGCCCCAGCACCUCCUCCCCUCCACCCCCUCCCAGCAGCAGGAGAAGUGCCCUCCUCUAGCAGACUCCCUGAAACUGGGCAAAACUCACCUACCUCAAGAGGCCCUUGUGUUUGGCCCAUAUGUGGAGAAUGGGCCGGUGGGUGUGGAGAUACAACAGCAGGGGUCUGGGGCCUCGGUGGUUGCCCGGCCGUACCUCUCAGCCCCAGACAGUUACUGUGGGGCCCUCCCAGGGGCUAGCCGCCCCAGUGGUACCCCCUACAGGGCAAGUGAGGGACCCUUCUUUUCCAGUGUAACACUAUGGGGGCUGGCCAUGAAAACACUGCAGAAUGACAAUGACCUGGAGCAGUGAAAGCUGGAGCAAGUAGUGUGUCUAAUGUGGCUUCCUUUCCUCGUCUCGUCUCCAUUGUCAGGACUGAUUUGAAGACACUGUUGUAGGGCAAAUCCACAUGAUGAUACCUACUGGUGAUCAUCAUUCAUCUGUUCAGUUCUUUCACAUCAUUGUAGAUGAAGGGAAGGAGAUGAGGAAAGGAGGUCACUUUAGUCUAUUCAGAACUAGCCAUAGAGUUCCCUUAUGAAGGAAGACUGCUUAGCACUAUGAUAUUAUCUAACUUCAAUGAAUAGAAUAUAACACUCAGGUAUUUCCUUUUAUAGGAUCUUGUUUUUAGAACAAUUUGUUAUAAAGAUGGCAAAAAAUGUAUAUUCUUUCUGGAUAAGUAUGCACUGUUUUGAAAUAAAAGAUGCCAAAAAAAUAUAGUUUUUUAGUUUAAAAUAUAUUGUAUUUUCAUGCAGUAAUGUUACAAUGGUGUAUUGUGUAAGCCUGCUCUGUCAACCACACAACAUAGAGGAAAUGUAUUUCUGGUUCAUUAUGGCUUCAAUAAAUGUCUCCUUUAGUGGCUCCAA
Molecule: messenger RNA, 3506 nt
Organism: Salvelinus namaycush (lake trout)
Lineage: Eukaryota; Metazoa; Chordata; Actinopteri; Salmoniformes; Salmonidae
Gene: zbtb49
Product: zinc finger and BTB domain containing 49
Exons: 7
Coding region: 481-2955 (824 amino acids)
Biological process (GO): regulation of transcription by RNA polymerase II
Cellular component (GO): nucleus
Molecular function (GO): protein binding; RNA polymerase II cis-regulatory region sequence-specific DNA binding; DNA-binding transcription factor activity, RNA polymerase II-specific
Source: RefSeq, a predicted model, not a curated record